Messenger RNA from Vavraia culicis subsp. floridensis, 2981 nucleotides. RefSeq lists its product as uncharacterized. Gene Ontology annotation, molecular function: calcium-activated cation channel activity. The record is from RefSeq and is a predicted model, not a curated record. The transcript has a single exon. Gene Ontology annotation, cellular component: plasma membrane. Lineage: Eukaryota; Fungi; Microsporidia; Pleistophoridae. The coding region runs from base 1 to 2907 and encodes 968 amino acids.
AUGGCAAAAAAGACUGAGGCCGAGAAGGUGUCGGGCAUAGACACGCAGAUCGACAUCCACGAUGCAGAUAAAUCGAUAAUGGUGAACGCAAGCACGCAGAUUGUGGUGUACAGCGUGCUAUUCAUCAUUUUUCUUAUCCUGAGGAAUAAAUUUAGGCUUAUAUUCUCGCCAAAUCCGAGAAAGAAGAAAAUACAUCCCGCUUACAACCACACGGGCAUUUUAAACUGGAUACUGCCGAUCUACCGGACAACGGACAUCGAAAUGAUAAACAUAAACGGACUGGACAGCUACGUCAUGCUCUCUUUGUUCAAAAUGAUCGCCACCAUUUUCUUUUACAUGAUAAUUUUUGUAACGCUGCCGCUGUGUGGUUUGUACGCUUUUGGGGCGUUCAACUCGGAAGAGAUUUAUUUCUCGCUGUGCUACAGAAACAAGGACGAGUACUACGUUAAGCUGUGUUCGUUUGUUGUGGUGUUCAUCAUAACGACAAUUGUCAUUCUUGUACUCUACAGCUACGCCAAAUCGUUUAUCUCCCUGCGACAGGCAUACAUACGCAACCCGGCCACGAUGCAUCCCAUCGAGUACAUGAAGAAGCAUUCAGUUGAGUACGUGAAUGCACCCUCCAAGAGCGUCCUUCUCACACGGCUGCCCACGUAUCUUGAGAGCAGUCUGGACCUGUCAUCGUAUGUGAGUGCGUUGGGCUUGGGCGAGCAGAAGAACGCAAUGAUUGUGAGGGACACGCGCAGGUACAACAAAUUGCUUUCCAGGAAAAAGAAGAUCGUGAUACGCCUUGAAAACGAAAUUUACGCGAUUUACAGGCAACGCACACAAACGGAGUUGAGUGAAAAGGAAGCAGGCGGCAAUGUAAACGAUGGGUCUGCAGGCUCUGCUUCAACGAUGGAGCUUGAGGAGGAAAAAAAUAGCAAAAUAAUGCCUAUUGAGAAGAAAGUGCACCUUCUCAAGGCGCUCUUUAAUGACAAAAAGUAUGACAAGCUACAGGGCAUACUCAGCGAGUUGAAGAAGAACCAUGAUGACAUCACAGAAGAGCUUAAGAAGCUGAAUGAGGAUACGACCAUUGAGAAGAACAUCGUUGAGAUUAUACAGGACGAGUUGUAUGACAGGGAUUACAGCGACAAGGAGAAUUUGAAGGGUGAUGAUAGUUUUAAGAGUGCAGAGGAUAAGGAAGGGAAUGGAAGGAGUAGUUCUAGUGGUGACAAGAGCAAGGAGAACAGGGAUGAUGACCUUGUGAAAGACGACAAAGGGAAGGAUAACAAUGAGAGGAGUGGCGAAGAGAACGAUGUGGAGAAGGGUGGUGAUGAAACGGUUGUAAAGGAUGAGAAUAGAGAUAAAGAAAAUGACGAGGAAAAAAACAAAGAAAAUGACGAGGAAAAAAACAAAGAAAAUGACGAGGAAAAAAACAAAGAAAAUGACGAAGAGAAAAACAAAGACAAUGACGAGGAAAACCAAGGGUCUGAAAAGAACGAAAAUAAUCUGGGAUCACCCACUAACAGCGUAAAUAGUGAGACAUACCAUGCGUGUCUGAGAAAUGCAGUUUUCCGGUCGUCUUUCAACCUCGAAAUUCCCUACAAAACACGUGCAGGCAUCGUUUCGUUCAAGCACCAAAGAAGUGCAAGCAUUCUGUGCCAAUCGCUCAUUUCCAGCAAAAUGUUCUCGUGCAUCGCAGAACCUGCUCCUGCCCCAAACGACAUAAAAUACGACAACAUCAACAAAAGCCCAUUUAUAGCAAACAUGCAACGGCUGUUGUGCUCGUUUCUGUUUGUGCUGUUCACGCUCAUGUUCUUCUACGCGGUGGGUUUGAUUGCAUCAUUCUGCAACUUGAAGUAUCUCGAAGGUAAAUUUACGUGGCUGGCAGACCUCCUGAAAGAACACGCGAACUGGCGAGCGACACUGAACGGCAUCCUUUCUCCCCUCGCGUACAACAUUCUGAUGACCAUUGGUCCGAUAUUCAUACGGCUCAUUAUCACGCUCGAGAGCAACUACUCGGGCACAGCUGACCAGGUCUCCCUGAUGAAUCGCUACUCCAUAUUUCUGUUUUUGAACGGUUUCCUUUCGUUUGUUACCACAUACUCGGUUCACCAGCUUUCUGGUCUUGACGAGGUCAAGAAAGUGCUUGAAGGCCUUCAGACAGGCUUGCUCAAGACGAGCGUGUUCUUCAUGAACGCACUUAUACAGAAGGCACUUGUUGGGCAGGUGCUUAUUCUCCUGCAAGUAGGUCCUUUGAUAUCGAAAGCGUUCGCGUACAUGUUCAGCAACAAGACUCUUCGUUCAAAGAAACAGCUCGAGAAGAGCAUUUCGCUCGACUUUGGCACCGUUUAUCCCAACAUGCUCCUCAUAUUUGCUAUUUGCCUCGUGUACAGCAUCCUCACACCGAUCAUUCUCGUAGUGGGCUUUGUAUUCUACAUCUCAUGUUUCGUCGUUUUUAAAAACGAAUUCAUUUACUGCGUGAAGAACGAAACAGAGACGGGCGGUGUCCACUUCAACUUUGCAGCCACGUACAUAAUUUACAUCCUAAUAUUCUUCCAGACGAGCACUGCCGUGCAGUACCUCACUUCUCAUAACAUGUACCUAUCCUUGUGCCUGUUUGUGCUCGCCGUGCUCACGUUUUUCCUAAAAAACGCGUUUCUCAAAUCAUUUCAGCGUGCAUGCGCGUUUUAUCCGCUGAGCCUGCAGGAGGAGCAUUAUAUUGACUCAUUUACACGCACGCUGUUGCUUAGCCGUGUAAGAUUUAUUAAAAAAUGGACACAGCAAACGAGUGAUGAGAUGGUUGAACUGCGCAAGAUUGGAUAUGUUGAUGCAGAGUGUGCUAUGGAAUAUGAGCGGCCCACUGAUAAGGAGGGAAUAUAUCUUGAUACGGAGGUAUUCGUAGAAUUGGAAAAGAUUUAUGGAUAGAAAAAAGAUGCUUUUGGCCGUGACGUAGCCAUGUCUUAUAAUUUAUAUUAAAGACAAUUUGUGCAAUUUAAUGG